Pararge aegeria (speckled wood butterfly) is the source of this 5885-nucleotide messenger RNA. It is a transcript of the gene LanB1, whose product is annotated as laminin subunit beta-1. Lineage: Eukaryota; Metazoa; Arthropoda; Insecta; Lepidoptera; Nymphalidae. Gene Ontology annotation, biological process: basement membrane assembly; substrate adhesion-dependent cell spreading; cell migration. The record is from RefSeq and is a predicted model, not a curated record. The coding region runs from base 34 to 5385 and encodes 1783 amino acids. Gene Ontology annotation, cellular component: laminin trimer. The transcript has a single exon.
AGUGAGCGACGCGCGGCGGGCACGGACCGCGCCAUGGCUCUUCCGGCCCCAUUGUUAAUCCUCUCCGUGCUAAUAGCUGGCGGGGCCGCUGCGAAUAGCAGAGAACGCGACCGCUCACGUGUUAAUCCGCGAAUACUUGAUCGUGCUUGUGAACUAAGUUCGUGUUAUCCCGCCACUGGCAAUCUACUUAUCGGACGCGAAGCUCGACUCUCCGCUUCAUCGACGUGCGGAAGCUACGAUCGAGAACGCUAUUGUAUAGUAUCACAUCUCGAAGAACGGAAGGAUUGUUUUUGGUGCCUUUCCACUAAUAACACUAUUGAUGAGCCGGGUCUCAAUCAUAGAAUACAAAAUAUUGUUUAUAAAUUUCAUCCCGGAACACGAAAGAAAUCCUGGUGGCAAUCUGAGAAUGGGAAGGAAAAUGUUACAAUACGACUCGACAUGGAAGCUGAAUUUCAUCUUACGCAUUUGAUAAUUCAAUUCAGAACAUUUCGCCCGGCAGCUAUGUUAGUUGAAAGAUCAUUUGACUUUGGAAAAACUUGGCGUGUCUACCGAUACUUUGCUCACAACUGUGAUGAAGCUUUUCCUUUUGUUCCGAAACACACUCAGCGCAGCUUAACGGAAGUUGUUUGCGAGUCUCGCUAUUCAGGAGUUUCGCCAUCCACUGAAGGAGAAGUUAUAUUUAGAGUUUUGCCUCCAAACAUCAAUGUGGUUAACCCUUAUUCCGAAGAAGUCCAAAAUUUAUUACGGAUGACGAAUUUAAGAAUAAACUUUACAAAGCUUCACACUCUUGGAGAUGAUUUACUGGAUAAUAGAGCUGAAAUUCAAGAUAAAUAUUAUUAUGCUAUAUAUGAAAUGACAGUUCGCGGAUCCUGUUCUUGCUAUGGUCAUGCCUGGCGUUGCUUACCCUUGCCUGAAGUUAUUUCCAAAAAUAAUAUGGUACACGGACGAUGUGACUGUACUCAUAAUACUCGUGGACUUAAUUGUGAAUAUUGCGAAGAUUUUUAUAAUGAUUUACCAUGGCAACCCGCAGUGGGAAAAACGUCUAAUGCUUGUGUUAAAUGUAGCUGUAAUAAUCAUGCUACUACGUGCCAUUUUGACGCAGCUGUGUAUAAUAAAACUGGUAAAACAAGUGGUGGUGUCUGUGAUAACUGCCAGCAUAAUACUAUGGGAGUCAAUUGUGAACGAUGUAAACCAACAUACUACCGAGAUCCUAACCUAGAUAUCCAAAGUCCUGAUAUAUGCAAAUCUUGCGAUUGUGACCCAGAAGGAACCACUGAUAAAGAAGUGUUAUGUGAUGAGGACACUGAUUUAGCUAAUGACAAAAUUGCAGGACGCUGUCUCUGCAAAUCAAAUGUGGAUGGAGCAAGAUGCGAUAAGUGCAAAGACGGCUUUUGGAAUUUCGACCCACAUAAUCCAGAAGGAUGUCAAACGUGCACAUGUGAUAGAUUAGGUACUGUGAACGAAAGGGGUUGUGACCAUUUGACGGGAAAUUGUUUCUGUAAACGCCAUGUUACUGGAAGCAAUUGUGAUCAGUGUCUCCCAGAGUUUUAUGGUUUAUCUGAUAGUAGUGACGGUUGCUUACCUUGUGAUUGUGAUGCCGGUGGUUCUCUAUAUCGAGACUGUGAUGUUAUAACUGGGCAAUGUAAAUGUCGUCCAAAUGUAACGGGCCGCCGUUGCAAUCUGCCUUUACAAAACUUCUUCGUAGGCGCUCUAGAUUCUAUUGUUUUUGAAGCAGAAUCAAGUCAAUGUAAUUCUCAAAUAGAUGAUAAUGCUAUACAAAGUCAAAUUUGCCACGUUGUUAUAAGGGAAAAUUACCCAGAUGGACGUAAAGAAACUUGGACAGGCCCUGGUUUUAUGAAAAUACCAGAAAGUAGUACAUUAGUAUUUAAUGUAAAUAAUUUGAAAAGUAGUAUGAACUAUAAUAUUUUAAUAAGAUAUGAACCGCAAUCCAGUACAUCCUGGGAAGAGGCAACCAUAAUAAUCAAGAGACCAGGACCAUUCGAUGUGGAUUCACCUUGUGCUAACGUACGUCCAGCGGACGAUACUGUCAUCACGAGUCUUCCGGCAAAUCAACGGAGUAUCCUAGUGCGGCCAGCCAUUUGUUUAGAGAAAAAUAAGGAAACUGAAGUUCGUAUAUACUUAGGAAGACAAGAUGGACGCAGCCCAAAUAACAGAGCGUCUGUUUUAAUAGAUUCUAUUGUACUAAUUCCGUCAGUUGAUGAUUUACCUUUCUUAGCAAAUGGCAGUAACAUGAGAGACGAAUUUGAUCGUUACAAUUGUGGUGACUCCUAUUACUAUGACCUCAACCGAGAUAAUAUUCCUGAAAUUUGCAAAAAGUAUCACGCAAGCAUAGGCUUUUACAUAAGAAACGGGACAGAAUCUUGUCAGUGUGAUCCUUCUGGUUCAAAAAGUCACCAGUGUGAUCAGUAUACUGGACAUUGUCAAUGCGUUGAAAACAUUGUUGGCGCCAGAUGCGACCGUUGUGCACCAGGAACAUAUGGUUUCAGUAAAUUUGGCUGCAAGCGCUGUGAUUGUAACAGCAUUGGUUCUCUUGACAAUUUCUGUGAUGUUACAAGUGGACAAUGUAAAUGUCGAGCAAAUACAUAUGGACGUGCUUGCGAUUCGUGCCAACCAGGCUAUUUCAAUUUUCCAAAUUGUCAACAAUGCGAUUGCAAUGGGCACGCCGUUGAAUGUGAUGACAAAACCGGUGCAUGCAAGAACUGCAGAGAUUAUACCGAAGGUUAUCGUUGUGAUAAAUGUAUUGAAGGCUAUUAUGGGGACCCACAACUCGGUGUCAACAUACCUUGCAGAUUGUGUCCUUGCCCCGGUAUAAAAGGAGAUGCAAACAAAAGUAGUCAUGCGGAUCGAUGCUAUUUAGACUCUAUGACUAAAGAUGUAGAGUGUGAUUGCAAAGAAGGUUAUGCUGGACUGUCAUGUGAUGUUUGUGCCGACAAUUACUAUGGAGACCCCAUUAAGGGUACAUGUGAACCAUGUGAUUGUGGUGAUAACAUAGACGUAACUAAACCGGGCAAUUGUGAUCCUUAUACAGGAAAAUGUUUGCAAUGUUUAUAUAACACAGCAGGUGAUAAUUGCGAAUUAUGUGCGGAAGGCUUUUACGGAAAUGCUUUGGAAAAGUCUUGUUACCAGUGUAACUGUUCCGUUUUAGGCACUAACUUUACUCGUGGUAAUUGCGAUAGAACAACUGGUCAGUGUCCUUGUUUUAAUAAUGUCAUGGGUAUAAAUUGCGAUCAGUGUACAGAAAAUCAUUGGAGAAUAGCGUUAGGUACUGGGUGUGAUCCUUGUGAUUGCGAUUUUGUUGGAUCCACUUCGCCUCAGUGCAAUCCUUAUAUUGGCAAAUGUGAAUGCAAACCAGGUCAUGGAGGAAGACAAUGUGAUCAAUGUCAAGAAAAUCAUUGGGGAGAUCCAAAUGUUGAGUGCCAUGAGUGCGACUGUGAUUUAUACGGCUCUGUAUCACAACAAUGUAUGCGAGAUAAUGGAUCUUGUAUCUGCAAACCUGGAAUAGGUGGAUAUAAAUGCGAUACUUGUGCCAGAGGCUACCUUGGCGAAGCUCCCGAUUGUGACGCUUGUGGAGAGUGUUUUGAUAACUGGGACCGAAUUAUUGGAGAUUUACGUAUUCAAACCGAAUUUGCUAUUGGAAAUGCAAGCAAGAUAAAAGUUGUUGGCGCUACCGGAGCAUAUACGAGAGAUUUUGAGGAAAUGACAAAAAAAUUAUCUGAUGUUGAAAACUCACUUCAAAGCGCUAAAUUAGGCCAAAGCACGGUAAGAGAGUUGUUAUCAAAUAUAUCAAAUUUACAAGAUCAACUAAGUGUCGCUGAAAAGAAAGUAAAAGAAAGUAAUGAAAAUCUUAAUGCCAUUACCCAAAAAAUAAAUUUAGGUAAUGUUACUUUAGACGCAUUAAGGACAAGCAUAGAUAAUUUAAAAACUAAAACAUUUGAUUUGGGUAAUAAUGCAACUAAGCUACAAGAAGCCAAUUUAGAAGGUGCGCUCAAUUUAACUCGGGAAGCUAAACAAAGAGCGGUCAAAGCAGCAGAUGAUACUGAAAGUGUACAAACAAUUAUAGCAAAUACAGAUAGACAAAUCAAAAACACAGAUAGGCUUAUUGAAAUGCAAUAUAAUAAUUUCAAUAAUACUCGAACUGAAAAUGAUAAAAAAUUAGAUGAUCUUCAACAACAGCUAUUGGAUUUGAAUUCACAAUUACCAUCAAUUAAUGGAAAAAUGUGUGGACAAGAGAGCGAUUCUUGCGACAUUUGUGGUGGAGCUGGAUGUGGAAAAUGUGGUGGUAUAUCAUGUGACCAAGGUGCUAUAACAAAAGCAGAACAAGCUUUGGACUUUGCCAAUAAAACUGAGCAUAGAAUCAAAGAACAUGAAUUAACCGCAGAAGAAAUAUUCAGAUCCGUUUCACAAGUGAAACAAGAUACAGUUGCAGUUCGCUCUAGAGCUAGGGAUUUAUUUGAAAUAGCUACUGAAUUUAAAUCAGCUGCUGAAAGAGCCACUAAUGACAGUCAAGAAUUGACAUCCGAAUUGAAAGAUUUUUUGUCUAAAACAUACAACACUCCCGAGGAUGUUAGACAGCUUGCAACUGAAAUUUUAAAUUUAUCAAUAAGUAUUCAGCCUAAAGAAAUUACAGAAUUAUCUCAAAGGAUUAACUCAACGGUCUCUCAGUUAACCAAUAUCGAAAAUAUUAUAGCUGAAACAAAACCUGACCUUGAUAGAGCUAAAAUGUUAAAGCAAAAUGCUACUGUAGUUAAUAAAGCUGCUAAUUUAACUCUAGAGAUGGCUAACAAGGUGUUGGGAGCUUUAGAUGAAGCACAAGCUGCUCAAGAUGCAGCAGAUAAUGCAAUAGAUACGGCAAAUAGAGACAUUGAAGCUGCUAAAAGUGAUUUAAUUCCCAUAGCAUUAGAAACCGAACAUGCACAAAAAAAGGCAAAUGAAACUAUGGAUGAAGUUGAGGCACUCCGCUCUCGGCUAUCUGAUUUACAGAAAAAUAUACUAAAAAUUGAAAGUGAUGCAGAACAAGUGAAACAAGAAGCAAAUGAUGUAGUUAAUAAAGCUGAAGGAGCAGAACAAAAAGCAAGGCAAUUAAGACAAGAUUUUAAGCAAACAAAUAUAUCUCUGUCUGAUAGGGCCAGCCAAACAUCAAAUUCAAGAGAGCGUGCUCAGCUUUUGCUAAACAGAGCGACUAAAUUGGCAAGUGAUACUCAAACACAGCUUAAACUUCUAGCAAACAUGGAAGAACUGUAUAAUGACCAUAAUGAACAACUAAACUUAUUGGACAAAGAAAUUGGCAAUUUAAAUACUCAAAUGAAUUAUUAUCUCUCUGAGAUAACCAAGCGUUCAGACAAUUACAGGUCUUGUACAACGUAAAUAUAUGUUACAAAAUAUUAUUGCAUUUAACUAAAAAUGAAAUUUAAAGUGUAUCUAUCCGAAAUUGCUAUUUCUCUUGAUUUAUAGCUGGGAAUAAGAUGGUUAGCCUUACGAUAAGCUCCUAAUAAAAAAUAUUUUACUAAAUUUAAAUAAUACAUAAGGGAGUUAGAGCUGUUACCAGCAUUUUCAAGUAAAUCAUCACAUAUAUCAAUUAAUAUCUUAUUUUUUUUUUAUAAUAACAUAUUCAGAAUACCCCAACAAUUAUAUUUGGCUUGAGUAUAAUAAAUAAUAAUAAAAUAUUAUGUAUCUAACUUGUAAAUAGUGAUGUAAUUGAAUAUUAGAUACUGCGUGUUUUUUUUAAUUGUAUUUGUUUGUUUACCACACGAUUGUAUGUGCAUGCUUGGAAAAUAAUUUUGUUUCAUUUUGAUAUUUCCUAAUUCCUAAUAUAAGACUUAUUCCAAAGAAAAAACCUUGUAUUUUAAAGAUGUUAUAAAAGUAGA